AUGCGAUCGUCGUCGACGUCGCGAUCGACGCGCACGGACGCGCGCGCGCUCGGACGCGCCGCGCGGGCGCCGAAUGCGAAUCGACGAAACCCUCGGCGCGGAAACAUCGCGACGCCGCGUCGCGCGACGCCCGCGGACGCGCUCGAUGAGAAGCGAAUGAGCGACGAGGAGUACGUCGCGUUGAAGCGGGAGCUGAGCUCGACGACGCUCGCGCACGGCGCGGCGCUGUCGGCGUACUGCCUGCUGGGGUACGGCGUCGCGCCGGGGCUGAGCGCGGCGCUCGGCUCGGCGGGCGCGCUCGGCUACCUCAGAUUGCUCCAAGACUACGUCGACGGCGUCAGCGAGAGCUUAGAAAAUGGGAACGUCAGCGAGGCGGAUUACACGCGAAAUUUGGUGUACGAACCGGUGACGGACGUGGGCGCGAUGCUGAGCGGCGCGUUCGGCAAAGUCGGCGGCGUGUACUCGAGGGCGCUGCUGCAGAGACGACUGUUGGUGCCGACGGCGCUCGUCGUGUUCACGGCGUGCUGGAAUCGGUUGGAUUUGCCGUUUGAUUUCUCGUACGGGGCGACGUUUUGUGGGUUUUUGUGCUAUAAGACGGCGGUGUUGGCGAAGACUUGGGACAUACUCAAGCCGUUGUUGUUGGAGGCGCCGCGAGAGCGGUGA
Molecule: messenger RNA, 663 nt
Organism: Ostreococcus lucimarinus CCE9901
Lineage: Eukaryota; Viridiplantae; Chlorophyta; Mamiellophyceae; Mamiellales; Bathycoccaceae
Exons: 1
Coding region: 1-663 (220 amino acids)
Source: RefSeq, a predicted model, not a curated record